Cephus cinctus (wheat stem sawfly) is the source of this 1080-nucleotide messenger RNA. RefSeq lists its product as uncharacterized. NCBI's taxonomy places the organism in Eukaryota, Metazoa, Arthropoda, Insecta, Hymenoptera, Cephidae. The coding region runs from base 166 to 1068 and encodes 300 amino acids. The record is from RefSeq and is a predicted model, not a curated record. The transcript is spliced from 2 exons.
AGAAACAACGAUCCGUACUGUUUCCUCUGGUCCGUCACCGCAGCUCUUCAUCCAGUUAAAAAUAAUGUAAGCGUUAUCGGUUCGUACCCCCACUUCAGCUCAGUGCUAAGGUAUGAAGGUUUAAAUUUUCCCAUUGGCUUAAAGGACAUUUCGAAAUUCGAGAAGAUGAAUGAUUUGGUAAUUAACGUUUACGGUAUAGAGUAUGAUAGUGGUCAUGAGAUUGUACCAAUUUAUCUAAGUCAGCAAAAGUCAAACAAGGAAGCGAUUCAUUUACUCAUGUUAGAAACGAAAAUUUAUUCGAAUGGAGAUGACGUGGACAUGGAAGACGGUAGUGUUUAUCACUUUGCUUGGAUUCGAAAUCUAUCCCGUUUACUGAGUUCACAAAUUUCAAAACAUCAUGGUUUUACCAGACUGUGUGAUCGAUGUCUAUGUCACUUUACAACAGUAAACUCUUUCGAAAGACAUAGACACGAUUGUACAAAUAUAAAUAAAUGUAGAGUCGUAUUACCGGAUGAAAAAGAUAAAAUUAUGAAAUUUAAAAAUUAUAAGUAUAAAGAACCUGUUCCGUUUGCCGUUUAUGCGGACAUCGAGUGUAUGUUAGAGCCAAUUGCGGAUAAGUCUAAUUCGUUAAACACAACUCUCUAUCAAAGACACGUUCCAGACAGUAUAGCGUACUAUUUACAAUGUAACUUUGAUGACUCUAUUUCUAAAUUUAGAGCUCAUCGUGGAAAAGAUUGCGUGGAAUGGUUUACGAAACAAUUACAGGAAUUAGCUCAAGUUGUAGAGUUUUACCUAAAACGUAUCGUAUCAAUGGAAUUUCUAAAUUUCAAACAAAGAAAUGAAUUUUACUCGGCCAAGAUUUGUCAUGUUUGUGAAAAACCGUUUACACCUCAGGAUGCCAAGCAUCGUCAUCAUUGCCAUUUUACAGGCAAAUAUCGCGGUGCUGCACAUCAGUGGUGUAAUUUGAACUAUAAGAACUCGCAUACCAUUCCUGUCGUAUUUCAUAACUUAUCUGGUUAUGAUUCACACUUCUUGAUUAGAGCUCUGAUUAGAGACUACAUCUUUUGAGGGUUCAAUGAA